AUGUUGACAAGGAGAUUUGCCGGAAAUGUGGCAAAUAUUGCAACAAAGGGUUUAUCAUUAGAAAGAUAUUUAAAUGAUCCUUUAAAACUAGUUAUAAUACCAAUCAAUAAAGAAAAAUUAUUUGUUUAUUGUAAACAUCAUGAUAGCUUACAAAAUAAGAAAUCGAGGAUUCAAACAACGGAAAAAUGGGUAGUAAACAAGUUUACUUAUUUAUGGCUUAAAUUAGCAAAUUCUCCAAAAUCUUAUAAUCAAAAAAUUGUUAAAUGGGUUAAUAAGACAAUAGAUAAGAUUCCAUGGCCUGAAGCCUCAUUAUUGACAAUUCCUGGAGAAAGUUAUAUAUUGAAACGAUUAUUACAUGAUGAAAAUCAAUCCAUACAACAAUCAACACCAACGCAUGUCACAAAGAAUGAAUAUAAAAAUUUAAUACCAAAACCAAGAAUUCAACCAAUUAACGUAUAUUUCCCAUUAACACAUGCAUGGAAAUCCGAUUCAAUAUUGAAAGAACUAAAUGAAUUUUCUGAAAUAGGGAUAAAAAAUUAUAAAAGGAGAACGCUAGUAUAUAUAUCAUUGAUUCCAUUCACUUUACCGAUCGCAUUACUUCCGAUUGUACCCAAUAUCCCUGGAUUUUAUUUAGCCUACAGAUCAUAUUGUAGUUAUAAAGCAUAUAUCGGUGCAAAACAUUUGAAAUCUCUACUGGAUCAUGAAACCAAAUUUAAAGGGGACAAUAGAAUCAAAUUGUGUGAAUUACCAGAUUAUACAAGCUUGAUCAAUAAUAAAGCGGAUCUAAAUGAAUCGACGGUAGAUGCGGUGGUAGAAUUAUUAGAUAUAAAGGAGAUUCGUAACGUUCUAUUGAAAUCUGUCAGACAAGAGGUUACUAAACGGUCAUAG
This is a messenger RNA of Maudiozyma saulgeensis, 888 nucleotides long. Lineage: Eukaryota; Fungi; Ascomycota; Saccharomycetes; Saccharomycetales; Saccharomycetaceae. The record is from the annotation of a GenBank genome assembly.